This is a messenger RNA of Notechis scutatus (mainland tiger snake), 874 nucleotides long. NCBI's taxonomy places the organism in Eukaryota, Metazoa, Chordata, Lepidosauria, Squamata, Elapidae. The record is from RefSeq and is a predicted model, not a curated record.
UGCUUUGCACUAAGCUCCUCCCUUUAUAAAGAUGUUUUCCCCUCUGAAAUUCUUGGCCAGAUACAGGCAGAGGCUGCUCGACUGUUCAUAAGCUUGGAUCUCAAACAACAUCAGGUUCUUCGCCCUCUUCUCCCUGGAUUUCUUUCACGGCAGCUGGUUGGCUGAGAAAAGUGUUUUCCUUCAAGGCGAGGUUGUUGGGUUUUUUUGGAAACCUCCGUGCCUAACUCAUCACCAUGCAGCUUCUGCUGGGAGUUUUCUUCUUCUCCGUCCUCCUGGCUACAGGCAGUGCCUUGACUUGUGAAAUAUGCACCUCACAAGGUUCAGAUUGUACUGGUCAUACGCAAGAGUGUAAUUUUGACAAUGCUGUCUGCAUGACAUUGACGACUGAAUUAGGACCCCAGAAAAUAACAACCACUGCCAAAAGUUGCAAUACAAAAGAUGCUUGCAAGGGAUUGGAAGAUUUGAAAGGAAAGGCUAUCACUCAGCAAACAUCCACUGUUCCAGUUGGAGCGAUCAUUAAACAAGCUAUCUGCAGCAAAGCCCCUCCUUCCUUUGCAUCCUUCUUCCCAGCAGUCCUUGGGCUCCUCCUGGUGAAGCUUCUCUUCUAAAGUUCUUCCUUCCACCCAAGAAGUUGUCCCCUUUUUCUUGGCCUAUAUAUUCUCUCCAGCUGAUCAGGCGGGAUCUUCAAUGUUAUGCAUAGGUCUCUAUAUUUUCCCAAACUGAAACCAGUCAAGUAGACAAAUAUAUAAUCAGCCAAAUGGAAAUUAGUUAAGCCGACAAAUAUAUAAUCAGCAGCCUUGAAUGUGUGUUUGAAGAGGAAAAAAAUGUAUAAUUCAAAUACAGAAAACAAUAAAUAAUAAACAAUUGGAUUCCA